AUGUCUGUACAAACCGUGUCCACCACUCCCUUUGGGGACCAGAAACCAGGUACUUCGGGCUUGAGAAAAAGAGUCAAAGUUUUUCAACAAGAACACUAUACUGAGAACUUUAUUCAGGCCAUUUUAGAUGCCAUUCCCGAGGGUGCCAAUGGCUCUGCUUUGGUCAUUGGAGGUGAUGGUCGGUACUACAACGACCAUGUGAUCCAGCUCAUCACCAGAAUUGCUGCUGCUAAUGGAGUGAAAAAAUUGAUAAUUGGAAAAGAUGGCAUUCUCUCCACCCCCGCAACUUCCCAUGUCAUCAGAAUCAGAAAGGCUACUGGUGGGAUUAUUUUAACGGCUUCCCACAACCCAGGAGGCCCAAAUAACGAUCUUGGAAUCAAGUACAACUUGAGUAAUGGCGGUCCAGCUCCAGAAUCUGUUACCAAUAAGAUCUUCGAGGUUUCCAAGAAUCUCAAAAGUUACAAGAUCAGCGAUGUUGGUUCUGUCGAUCUUGGUUCAAUUGGCACCCAGACCUUGGGUUCCAUCGAGGUGGAGAUCAUUGACUCCACAGCAGACUACGUGGCAAUGUUGAAAGAUAUUUUCGACUUUCCAUUGAUCAAAUCUUUCCUCAACAAGGACAAGGAUUUCAAGUUACUUUUCGAUGCCUUGAACGGUGUCACAGGACCCUACGGCUACAAGAUCUUUGUGGAAGAGUUGGGGUUGCCAGAGUCGAGCGUUCAGAACUUUGAGCCAAAACCUGACUUUGGUGGCUUGCAUCCUGAUCCCAACUUGACCUAUGCCAGAACUUUAGUGGACAGAGUCGACAAGGAAAAUAUUGCGUUUGGUGCCGCUUCCGAUGGUGACGGUGACAGAAACAUGAUCUACGGCGCUGGAACGUUUGUUUCUCCUGGAGAUUCCGUUGCGAUAAUUGCCGAAUAUGCUGAUUUCAUUCCUUAUUUCGAGAAAAACGGAGUCUUUGGUUUGGCCCGGUCCAUGCCCACGUCCGGUGCUUUGGACCUCGUUGCCAAGGACAAAAAGUUGAAUGUGUACGAAGUGCCUACGGGGUGGAAAUUCUUCUGUUCUUUGUUUGAUGCUAACAAAUUGUCUAUUUGUGGAGAGGAAUCGUUUGGUACGGGUUCCAACCACAUCCGUGAAAAAGAUGGUCUUUGGGCCAUCGUUGCCUGGUUGAAUGUUUUGGCUGGCUUUAACAAAUUGCACCCUGAAGCGUCUGCAUCCAUCAAACUGGUUCAGGAUUUGUUCUGGGAAAAAUACGGAAGAACUUUCUUCACGAGAUACGACUUCGAAGAAGUACCUUCUGACGGUGCUAACAAGCUCGUGUCGUUAUUGCAAUCUAUAGUUGAUGAAAACAAGGAAGGAACCGAGUUAGCACCAGGCUACGUUGUUCAAGAAGGUGCAAACUUCUCCUACACUGAUUUGGAUGGGUCGGUAUCCUCCAACCAGGGAUUGUUCAUCAAGUUCAAAAAUGGUUUACGUAUCAUUGUCAGAUUGUCUGGCACAGGUUCUUCUGGAGCCACGGUCAGAUUGUACUUGGAGAAACAUUCUAGUGACAAAUCCGUCGCCAACACUCCGGUCGAUACCUACUUGAAAGACGACAUCGAUUUCGUUCUCAAGCUUUUGAAAUUCAAAGAGCAUUUGGGUAAGGACGAGCCCGAUGUGAAGACAUGA
Molecule: messenger RNA, 1665 nt
Organism: Meyerozyma guilliermondii ATCC 6260
Lineage: Eukaryota; Fungi; Ascomycota; Pichiomycetes; Serinales; Debaryomycetaceae
Gene: PGM2
Product: phosphoglucomutase
Exons: 1
Coding region: 1-1665 (554 amino acids)
Biological process (GO): carbohydrate metabolic process
Cellular component (GO): cytosol
Molecular function (GO): phosphoglucomutase activity; magnesium ion binding
Source: RefSeq, a predicted model, not a curated record